AACAAAUUCUUUAUUCAUUCUGUAUUCCAUUUAAAAAUAGUGGCAAGAAUAAUAUUUGAACUGAAUGAAUUUUAAACGUCAUCAAAAGCAAAACUUGAAUCAAAGCCAAACAAAUAGAAAUCCUUUCAAACUUGAAUUGCAUGUUGACAAAUCAAGAAUAAACAUCAAUGUCAAUUAGUGCGUGUGUGUGUGUGUGUGUGUGAGUUUGUGUUUGUGUCUGUGUUGUGUAUGUAAAAUUGUCAUAUUCAUCAAUCAAAAUCACAUACAAAAUCAACAAUAACGAUUGACAUUUUGACAUUUUUUUUCGUUGAAUUCAUUUUUUUUCGUGAUUGUUUCAGGAAUCAUUAGAUGAUUGUCAACAAUACAACAUAUCAUCAUCAUCAUCAUCAUCGAUCGGUGUUGUUUUUGUUGUGAAUAUUUUUUUUUUUAAAUCAUGACACUGGAACGUCGUAAACUUCGUCGUUCAAUACCUAUAUUGAAUGAUCUUGAUAGUUAUCUGUAUCAGGAUAUAAAACGUGUUUUCGUAUUCGGUCGUAAUAGUGAUUGUGUUAUUUUCAUAACAAACAAUGAUCAUGUCUAUUCAUAUGGCCGUAAUAAUUGUGGAUGUUUAGGUAUUGGCAAUGAUUAUGAUAAUCAAGAUUUGAUUGUUGAACCACAAAAAAUUCAUCGAUUAUGUGGACGUAAAAUUGUUGAAUUUUCUGCUGGACGUAAUCAUAUAUUGGCACGAUCAAAAAAUGGUAAAAUUUUUGCUUGUGGUAGUAAUGAAUUUGGUCAGCUUGCAUUACCGUUGGAUGAUUACGCCGGUUCAUCGAUAAAUAUUCCACAACAAAUUCAAUCAUUACGUAAUGAACAUAUAAUCGGUAUUGCUUGUGGUGCAUUUCAUUCAUUAGCAUUAACCAAACGUGGCAUCAUUUAUGGUUGGGGUUUCAAUUUCUGGGGACAACUUGGUUUAGGUGAUAAUCAUAAUCGUUUUGCGCCAACCAUAUUACGACAAUUACAACAUGAAAAUAUUGUUGAAAUAGCUUGUGGUCAACAUCAUUCGGUUGCUUUAUCACGUAAAGGUCAUCUAUUUACAUGGGGACAUAAUGCAUAUGGACAGCUUGGUAUCGGUGAACGAAUCAAUUAUCGAAACAUUCCAACUAAAGUAAUUGAUGGCAAUGAUUUUAUAAUUAAACAAGUAACAUGUGGACAAAAUCAUGUACUUGCUGUUAGUGUGGAUGGUCAGCUAUUGGGUUUUGGAUCAAAUUAUUAUGGCCAAUUAGGAACCGGAUCACGACGAAAUGAAUCAUUACCAGUACGUAUUUGUUUGGAUGAAAAAAUCAAUGAUAUUCUUGCAUCACCAUUCAGUAAUACAUCAUUGGCACGAACUAAAAAGAAAAGAAAUUCAUUAGUAUUUGGUAAAUGUGGUGAUCAUUGGCUGUUAACACCAAUCGAUACAAAAAUUAUUGAUGAUAAUGAUGAAUCAAUUAAUCACCAUCGGAAACAACAACAAUCGUCAUCAAAUUCGUCAAAUUCGAUCAUAUCAUUGGAUGAAAAUAAUAAUCCAUUAUUAUUGAGGACAAAUUUUUUAUUAGAACAACAAAAAUCACCUACAAUGAAGAAAAAUAAAUCAAAUUCACAUGAAAUUUUUGCCAAUAUAAAUCAAUCAACAGCACAUACAACAAAAGUGGUCAGAUCAAAUUAUCAUCAUCAUCAAAAUUUAUUCUGGCAGAUAUUAUAUCUGAUGAAAAGUAAAUUACCUAAAAUUAAACAACGUUCGACGACGACCACAACAAAAACAUUCGAUAAUGAUGAUGACCAUAUGGAUCAAACUAGUGGCCAUUUGAAUCAAAAUCGAAAA
This is a messenger RNA of Dermatophagoides farinae (American house dust mite), 1840 nucleotides long. RefSeq names its product RCC1 and BTB domain-containing protein 1. The record is from RefSeq and is a predicted model, not a curated record. Lineage: Eukaryota; Metazoa; Arthropoda; Arachnida; Sarcoptiformes; Pyroglyphidae.